GCCUUCUGAUGCCACUUUUCUUCUUCCUUCCUACUUCCUUCUUCCUCUGGUGUUUUUGGCACACUCUGGUCAAUAUGGCUCAGGCAGUACAGAAACUCGUUGCAAAAGUACCAGCUGUAGUCGGUGGGGUUUUCACCUACUCCAAACCCCGACUGGCUAAAUUCUGGUACUAUGCCCGGGUGGAGCUCGUCCCCCCGACCCCUGCUGAGAUCCCCAAAGCCAUCGAGCAGGCAUCCGCCAUCCUCAAGAGCUACAAGGCAGGACGCCUGGGACAGACCACUGUAAAGGAUGCCCUAAGGAAUGGACUCGUGGCCACUGAGGUGCUGAUGUGGUUCUACAUUGGAGAGUGCAUUGGCAAAGGAGGCAUUGUUGGAUACGAUGUCUAAAGAGUGAACUGCCCUUUCUCCCAUUGCACUUCUAAUUGUCACAUUCUCAACACAUUGCACAAAAUGUUCAAAUAAACAAUGUCUAAAGUCAGAUA
Messenger RNA from Trematomus bernacchii (emerald rockcod), 481 nucleotides. RefSeq names its product ATP synthase subunit g, mitochondrial-like. Lineage: Eukaryota; Metazoa; Chordata; Actinopteri; Perciformes; Nototheniidae. Gene Ontology annotation, biological process: proton motive force-driven ATP synthesis. The transcript has 3 exons. Gene Ontology annotation, molecular function: proton transmembrane transporter activity. The coding region runs from base 9 to 386 and encodes 125 amino acids. The record is from RefSeq and is a predicted model, not a curated record.